Molecule: messenger RNA, 1951 nt
Organism: Anoplopoma fimbria (sablefish)
Lineage: Eukaryota; Metazoa; Chordata; Actinopteri; Perciformes; Anoplopomatidae
Gene: tmem179ba
Product: transmembrane protein 179Ba
Exons: 5
Coding region: 63-734 (223 amino acids)
Source: RefSeq, a predicted model, not a curated record
UGCCUUCAUGGUGGUUUCCCCCGAACAGGAGCCUGGCCGUAGCACCGGAGGACCGGAGGACGAUGGCGUUAGCGGGGCUGCUGCUGCUGGAGAUCGGUCUGUACGUCAGCGGCUUCGUCUGUGGGAUCAUCACCGCCGCCUCCAUCACCAUAGUCCAGGGUAACUUUGGAGGCCGGUGUAUGCUUUAUGGACUUGUCAACUACAAUGUUACAGCAGACCUUAUUGGGAUCGAGUCGUCCAGCUCCUUGUCUGUGUGCUACUUUGUGUCGACCAUAUCAGUGAUGGUGGCAGUGCUGUGUUUCUCCCUGUCUCUGUACUUGCUGUACACUUUCUGCAUGGAAGGGGAAAUCAAAAGGGAGCGCAUGUGGUUGAGCCUGAUUCUAGCUGUGAGCAUCUUCUUCCUGUUCUUCCUGCUCAUCACGGGCUGCAUGGUGAAGAUCGGACGGGAGUCGCUCUGCAACUCGGUCACACAGACCGUUCAUAACAUCACCAGCUGUGAAGAGGCCCAGACUAGAAAAUGGGUCAGUCCACUUAGAGGGGGAAGAUUCUACAACAGUCUAUACAAAGCCGAGACGGCAUUGUGGGUCAACUUCUUCCUCUGGCUCGUCAUCGGGGUGCUGGUGAUCCUUCAGAGGUGUCAAGGUUCAGAGUUAAAGAUUAUUUCAGGAGACUAUGGAGGGCCGGCCGGAGGGCUUUUCGCCGACGCUGCUGAGACGGUGCCAUUUUUCCACUAGCAAAGCCACAGUGAAGGACGGGUGACACAGCUGACUUACAAAAACACAUACACGAGCACAACAUGAUAAUAUAGGAGUAGAUUUGGCAAAGGGUAAAUACAUUUAGUUGUGUUUCCUAUAUUCCUAAAACACAUUCUGUAAGAUAUUAUAUGAAGUUAAUCAGUAGUUUGAGAUAAUCACUAUUCGCUGUUUGGUGUUGGAAUGGAAUAGCAAUCCAUCGCCUUAACAACUCAACCACCUCAUCAGGUACUGAGGUAUUCAUAACCAUAUCCAUAAUCUGCCCGACCACAUGAUCCAAAGUUUACCACAUCUAUUCACAGAAGCCACGUCAAAUGUCUUGACUAUUGGAUCACAGACGUGUGUAUUUCUUCAUUUACAUGGUGUUUCAGUUUACAUCCCAAGAGUGUUUAUUGCAGGCAUUUUUUCUAAUUUAAUAAAUGUGUUUAGAUUUAGUUUUUUUGAUGUUACUGGAGGAUUUUUCCUUUGUAAACAGACAAAGUAUUAACAUGGUGGUCAAAGCUUUUUUUUUUUACCCCUUGAGAAGUUUGCAUUUUGUAUUUCUACUAUGUGCCCACCAGUUUUACUUCUGUAUCUUUAUUCUUUUAUUCAUGAUUAAUUAUUUCAUUUUACAUUUAGGCCAAUUGUCACUUCUCUUCAUUUAGUCUCAAAGUGUUUGUCAUGCGAUCUUAGAUAGUUCAGUCUAACUAUGUAAAAAAAAGAAACACUGCAUAAAGAACACUUGUUACAGCUCGACGGGCAGGAACAACAUUCUGUUACAUAAUUUGAACAAUAAACCAAGAGGAUUUUUUAUUUAAAGUAUGACAUAUAUGCUCCCAGUCUAACUGUUACAUCUGAUAUCCAGUCCAGUCUCAAUCACAAGUGGCCAUUAAAUACUUUAAUCUGAUCCUAUGUGCUUGUGUUUUCGUAGUAAUUUGCCUCUGCACUGUACUUUUGCUCUGGUUUAUGCUUUAAGAUGAUUGUUUAAGAAAGGAGAUGCACUUAUGACUUCUGGUGACUAGUAGUUCUCUUGAAUACCUAUGUUGAAUACACUUCCUGUAAGUCGCUUUGGAUAAAAGCGUCUGCUAAAUGACUGUAAUGUAAUGUAAUGUAAUAAAGAGCUUGAAUGUCAAGAUAUGAACCACUUAGUUUCUAGUGAUGCUACUUGACACAUGGUGUGGCUACUUUUUAAACCAAUAAACCAAAGAGUUAAAACACAA